Messenger RNA from Galeopterus variegatus (Sunda flying lemur), 1259 nucleotides. It is a transcript of the gene NHEJ1, whose product is annotated as nonhomologous end-joining factor 1. Gene Ontology annotation, cellular component: nucleus; DNA ligase IV complex. The coding region runs from base 1 to 816 and encodes 271 amino acids. Gene Ontology annotation, molecular function: DNA end binding. Gene Ontology annotation, biological process: double-strand break repair via nonhomologous end joining. The transcript is spliced from 7 exons. Lineage: Eukaryota; Metazoa; Chordata; Mammalia; Dermoptera; Cynocephalidae. The record is from RefSeq and is a predicted model, not a curated record.
AUGGAUGGACUGGCAGUGGACAGCCCACCUCCCAUGAUACUUCUGAAGAAGACAAAGGAGAAGGGAUUUACAAAUGGCAGGAGCCACAAGAAGGAGCUGAAUAAGCGCCUGACUGCUCCCCCUGCGGCUUUUCUCUGUCAUUUGGAUAAUUUGCUUCGCCCACUGUUGAAGGACGCUGCUCAUCCUAGCGAAGCUACCUUCUCCUCUGAUCAUGUGGCAGAGGCACUGAUUCUACGGGUGCGGAGUGAGCUCUCUGGUCUCCCCUUCUAUUGGAAUUUCCACUGCAUCCCAGCUAGUCCUUCCCUGGUCUCCCAACAUUUGAUUCGUCCUCUGAUGGGCAUGAGUCUGACAUUGCAGUGCCAAGUGAGGGAGCUAGCAGCAUUGCUUCGUAUGAAAGAUCUAGAGAUCCAGGACUACCAGGAGAGUGGGGCUACGCUGAGCCGAGAUCGAUUGAAGACAGAGCCAUUUGAAGAAAAUUCCUUCUUGGAACAGUUUAUGGUAGAGAAACUACCAGAGGCAUGUAUUGUUAGUGAUGGAAGGCACUUUGUCAUGAAUCUGCAGAGUCUGUAUAUGGCAGUCACCAAACAAGAGGUCCAAGUGGGACAGAAGCAUCAAGGCACUGGAGAUCCUCAGACCUCAAGCAGUGCUUCCCCACAAGGAACUGAUAGCCAAUUUCUGAACCAGCCAGAACAGCCGAUCUCCUCAGCACCAACCCUCUCAGUGUCUGAGAAAGAGCCCACAGGUACUUCAGGACCUAUGCAGAGACCUCAGCUGUCAAAGGUCAAGAGGAAGAAGCCAAGGGGACUCUUCAGUUAAUGUUGGCUGCUACAGAUGGACUGGAGAAUAGCUUCCAUGUAUCACCUUGUAAGGGGCUUGCAUGGCAGCAGUAUCUUUGAAACCAAUUUAUACAGUCAGAGGCCCACUGUAAGGGCAAGAGAACUGAAGUUCAUGUUGACAGGCCACCUGAAUGGGGACUGUUAACCAAGGGAAGCUUGGCCCCAACUCACUGGGCAUUGGACUUUCCCUAUUCAAGUGGAAGCCAGUCUCUGGGAAUCCCAUACCUUUCUCUCUUUUUGGUGGAGGUUCUCCAGACCCAGGACCCACCAUGGAUUUUAGGUAUGUAGGGCAGGUCAGCAAAAAGUCACAUAUGCUCAGGAAGCCUUGUCUACCUUUCUCAAGAGUCCCUUGCCAGUCCCAAAUGCUCCUCAGAGAUCCCCUUCUCCCUGUAGCAUGGAAUAAAAAGCACUCAUACUCCCCUG